Gastrolobium bilobum is the source of this 1622-nucleotide messenger RNA. Its product is annotated as RNA demethylase ALKBH9B-like. The transcript has 6 exons. Gene Ontology annotation, molecular function: mRNA binding; demethylase activity. The coding region runs from base 4 to 1326 and encodes 440 amino acids. Lineage: Eukaryota; Viridiplantae; Streptophyta; Magnoliopsida; Fabales; Fabaceae. Gene Ontology annotation, biological process: mRNA catabolic process. The record is from RefSeq and is a predicted model, not a curated record.
GGAAUGCUCAUGGAGAUGUUGAGCUCAUUGAAAAAGGAGGAGAUAUUGGACCUUCUCACUGAUGGCUUUUGCCAUCACUGCGAGUCUCUUCUCCACGCUCGAAUUCGAAGCCUUCGCAAAAGAAAGAUGGAUGAAACUUCAUAUUCUGAUGAAGGCUUCGAGUCUUUUAGAGAUGCAGAAGACAUGCCUGUGAAUGGUAAUGCUUCAAAUCCAGAUUCUUUGACUAGAAGGCUGAGAAAUCAACUAGAUAGACCAAGGAACUCUUCACAAAGACAUGUUUCUGCUUUAUCCAUGAGGGAUAACAAAUCCACUUUUGAUUAUUUACCUAAAUAUUUGGAGGGCUCCGAACAAUCUGAUUCUGAUUCUGAUUUGUUGUUGUUAAAUGAUGGAAUUGGUGGAGGUUCUUCAUUUGAAAAUGGGUUAUCAGAGGACCAAAAGGAGUGUAUCAGAUAUUCUCAAGUUCAUAGUAAAAAGGACUUUUCCUGCAUUGAAAGGGUAAAUGGAAGAGAAAUAAAUGUGCUCCAGGGUCUUGAACUUCACACUGGGGUUUUCAAUUCAAUGGAGCAGAACGAAAUCGUUGAGUGUAUAUACCGAUUAGAAUGGAGGGGAAAACAAGGGAAACUUAGAGAACGUACUUAUACAGAACCAAGAAAGUGGAUGCGUGGUAAAGGACGUGUGACAAUACAAUUUGGCUGCUGUUACAAUUAUGCAGUGGACAAAAAUGGCAACCCUCCGGGCAUUCUUAGAGAUGAAGAGGUUGAUCCAUUACCACCUCUGUUCAAGCAAAUGAUAAAGAGAAUGGUUAGGUGGAAUAUAGUUCCUUCCACAUGCAUUCCUGACAGUUGCAUUGUGAACAUAUAUGAUAAAGGGGACUGCAUUCCUCCUCAUAUUGACCACCACGAUUUUGUGAGACCAUUUUUUACUGUAUCAUUCUUGAGUGAGUGUAAAAUACUAUUUGGUUCAAAUUUGCAAGUUGUUGCUCCAGGGGAGUUUUCAGGGCCAGCUUCCAUUCCUUUGCCUAUCGGGUCUGUGUUCAUCUUGAAUGGCAAUGGAGCUGAUGUUGCUAAACAUUGUAUUCCAUCUGUUAAGUCAAAAAGGAUUUCGAUUACCUUCAGAAAGAUGGAUGAGAGCAAGUUGCCAUACAAGUUUUCACCCUAUCCUGAUCUAGUUGGAAUCAAUCCAUUUAUCAUUUCACCUCCAAACAAACCAGUUAUAGGGUGGGGCAAAGUUGGGAACUUAAAAUUUCAACAAAAGUCUCACAUAUUUGAAUCUGAAUCUGAUACUGUAUCAAAGGCCGGAAAAGAAAUAGUUUGGAGUGGGAGAUGAAUUUCUUCCUCCCAAUGUUAGUUAAGGAAAAUUUAUAAAUUUCAAAGCAAUAAGUUUGAUGAACUUGCCUUUCAUUUUCUUUUAGUAAAUACAAUUCCUUGUGUUUUUGACAAGUGACUUUUCUUAUAAGUCAAUGUUGCAUGGUACGAAUGAAUAUUAUACGCUUCUUGCAAGCGCAUCAGUCAGGCUUUUCUCCUUUUAAAAAUGGAAAUAAGAUAAGCCACUAGAGUUUGAGUAAUUUGUAUGAGGUCAUAGGUUUAAAUUUCUUUAUUAUUAUUGUAUAAAAAAAUGUAAAU